Messenger RNA from Melanotaenia boesemani (Boeseman's rainbowfish), 2974 nucleotides. RefSeq names its product LAS1 like ribosome biogenesis factor (gene las1l). Gene Ontology annotation, molecular function: endonuclease activity. The transcript has a single exon. The record is from RefSeq and is a predicted model, not a curated record. NCBI's taxonomy places the organism in Eukaryota, Metazoa, Chordata, Actinopteri, Atheriniformes, Melanotaeniidae. Bases 384 to 2090 code for a protein of 568 amino acids. Gene Ontology annotation, cellular component: preribosome, large subunit precursor; Las1 complex. Gene Ontology annotation, biological process: maturation of LSU-rRNA; maturation of 5.8S rRNA.
CCGUUUAUGUUUGCAUAUGUUUCUAUAAAUUGCUGCACAUAUGUCUCAUUUUUCUAAUAAUAUAUGAAAGAAAUUAUGGGUGGCUCGAGACUUUAGCACAUGACUGUAUUUUAAAAUAUAUUGCUGUAGUAAAGUUUGAAUUAAAAACCUAUUUUUCGCCAGGCCAGCAGGUGGCGCGAUUACAAUGAUAAACUCGUUCGAAGUACAUAUGUAAUUUCCGGGAUGAGAAACAAACGUUAGCCGUAAAAUCUAGUAUUUUGCUUAUUUUAACGACAGAGCGUUGCAGAAUUUAGCUGUUUUGUUUUACAUUUAAGAGCUUAUCCCAACACAGUUUGUUGGGCUAAAAUAGCUUUUUGUACGUCUGCCUUUUACCCGCCAUUAAAAUGAAGAAAAGGAACUCCGAGAAAAAACGCCAUGUGGUUGCAUGGGUCAACAAAGCUGAGUGGGACCAGGUUCUGGAGUAUCUUUACUCCAAGGAUGUCUCUCUACAGAAGUAUGCAGUGCACAGGAUAUCAGCCUGGAGAGGCAGGUAUGCCAACAGCACUCCCGUGGCCGUGGACUGCACCGCUGACCUGGUGAGGUGCCAGGUCCUGGACCGGGCUGGACAGCUGAACGGGGAUGAUCUGGUCCUGCUGUAUGGUGCGGCCCUGGUGAGGUUUGUGAAUUUGAUCACGGAGAAGCAGCAGGGUAAAACAGCCCGCCCACUGCGGCGGCUGGCCGGGAAUCUGAACAUCCCAGAGUGGGUCGUAGAUCUGAGGCACGAUUUCACACAUCGGAAGCUCCCCACUUUGAAAUGGUGCAGGAAGGGAUGUAAGGUGGUUCUGGAGUGGCUCCAGCAGGAAUACUGGUCCAGGCAGCUUGGAGGAGGCACUGAUGAGGAUUGGGAAUCACAGUCUGAUGGAGAAGAUGAAGAGAUUGACCUGAAGCACAAGGAAGAUGAGCUCAUUGCCAAACAGAAGGAGAUGGAAGCCUACAAGACAGCUCGGGAACUCCUGAUAUCUUAUGAAAAAGAACAGUACCAGUCUUUUGAUGCACUUCAAGAAGACAAAGAGAAAAGCUUGUGGCAGGCUCCCUUUGCAGACAUGAGUUGGUUGCUGGGGGAGAUCAAGCAGUUUGCUUUGGAGUCGAGUGAUUUGCUGAUUGAUGUGCUGUUGGAAGAUGGAUUUCUGGUUCCUACAGUGGAGCAGCUAGAAACGUUGGGCUGUGACUCCUCUGAGAACCCCUAUCUCACAGAACCCAGACUCCCUCAAGCAUUCUUGCGUUUUUGGCUGCCUCUGCUGAAGAUGCUCAACUCACCAUCUUUUAUUCACCAACUUCUGGAGAAGCUCUUUGUGGAACUGAAGCUGCUCACCAAAGAGCAGAAUAACCACAGGGCUUUCUACAUUUCUGCUUGGACCUCAGAGAUCAUCCUCUGUAACAGCAACAAAUUUGAGUACCGUUUUGAAACAAAGGUGCAAAAGAAGGCCAGACUGAAGGAAAGGAUUUUUGUAAACCGUAUCCAGCUGAGGUGGCAGCAGCUGCUCUCAGCAUGCCUGGAUGCUCCCUGUAUCAGCACGCCUCACUUGCUCCGGUUAAUCCUGGAUGACAUGGAGCAUCCCCUCCCAUUGGAAACACGGCAGAAGCUGCACCAGCUCUGCUCCAUCUACACACAAACCACACACACCGAGUGUAGCACUUCUCAGGUGCAGAAACAACAGCCCAUAUACACUCUGGAGAGUUUGCACGAGAAGGGGCAGCUCAGCCAUAUGUGGCGUAAUGGGGCUGACUCGGAGUCCUCCCUCGAGUACAAGUGGGCAGAUGUUCUGGCUGAAAAGGCAAAGAUGCUCAGAGGUUCUCCCUGGCAGAUGUGCACUGAUAAAAUCUUGUGGAAGAACUUUCCGCUUGGAAAAGUUCCUGGACAGUCAGAUGACCCUUCGUACCUCAUGAUAGAAAACUACUCCACAAUGACUGUUUUUGACCAGCCAGUGGAGCUGGAGAGCAACACCACACACAGCAUCCCUGGAGUCUCUUCACCUACACGAACACCUGAAGGCCUUCUCUGGAACCAAAAUGAUGUUAGCAGACUGAAAACUGGGCUGAAACUUUUUUGAAUCAUGUUCUGACUAAAGCAGAUGUUCUGUAAAAUGUUUGUUUUUUCAUGGUAGUAUAUUUUGUUGUAACAAACACAGUUUUGAAAAUAUGUACCUUUUCUUUCCUAAGACAAGAUUUUAGUCUCAUUCUAGCUGUAAAUGUGCCUGGCAAAGAGCCUGAACCUGAGAACGUAUUCUGUUUACCAUCAAAAACAGGCAUCGGAGCCUCAUAUUUAUGAAGAUGGAAUUAGCAAAUGUUCAUAAUUUGGCUUGAAAGUCAUUUACACAAUAAGUUGACUGUGUUAAGGACUAAUCAGCUGAUUGUUGCACCUCAACUAAUCAGUUAUUGGGAUUUAUCAGUUAAAUGGUCCAAGACUCCUGUGUGUAGAUUGACUGCUUUUCUCUGUGUAGUGUUUUUGUGUUUUUUUGUUUUGUUUUGUUUUUUAACUAAAAUUUUAAGAAAUUACGGAAAAUACUCAUAAUUUCUCAAUUCUUAGGGUGAUGUAUCCAAACAAGCUGAUCACAAUUUCUUGACAAGCUUCUUGACAUUUUACUGACCAUCUGUUGGUUCUGGAGAAAAUAUAUCAGAUUGGCAAUGAAAGCAGUUCGAGUGCAGCCUUUAUGAAAAUCACUUGUUAAAAGGCUUAAUGUCUAUUUUCCAUAGGUGCACAGAAAAAAAGUGGAAUUAAUGCAGGCAGUUAAACAUUUUCUGCACACAACUAAAUAUGCUGCGAAAUCUGCAAAUGACAAUAUUUAUGUGAUGGUCAUUUAAAGAGGGUCAUCUGAGGGUUUUAUUUGGCAACUAUUAGUUUUCAAGUUAAUUUCAGCCAGAAACCCCAGAAUGAGGGUAAUGUGUGCGUGAGGCUGCUCUUUUCUGUCUUAUGAAGAAUAAAGCUUGUUCUCUA